Molecule: messenger RNA, 960 nt
Organism: Eruca vesicaria subsp. sativa (arugula)
Lineage: Eukaryota; Viridiplantae; Streptophyta; Magnoliopsida; Brassicales; Brassicaceae
Source: the annotation of a GenBank genome assembly
AUGUUUGGACAAAGCUUCCCAGAGGAUCUUGAUUGUGGCAACUUCUUUGACAACAUGGACGACAUUCUUGACUUUCCCGGUUGUGAUAUGGAUGUCGGUUUCAACAUCGAUGACUCCGACUCUUUCCCUAACAUCUGGACCACUCAUCACGACACGUGGCCCGCUGCUUCUGACCCUCUCUUCUCUUCCAACACCAACACAAACUCAAACUCAUCACCUGAGCUCUAUGUUCCGUUUGAAGAUAUUGUUAAGGUGGAAAGGCCAGCGAGCUUUGUAGAGGAGUCUUUGGUUGAGAAGAAAGAAGAUUCGUUUUCCACAAACACGGCUUCAUCUUCGUCUCAUAGCCAGUUCAGGAGCUCAAGUCCAGUGUCGGUACUCGAAAGCAGCUCCUCCUCGUCUCAAACCACCAACACAACUUCACUUGUCCUCUCUGGAAAGCACGGUCGUCCGCGCACAAAACGCCCUCGUCCACAGGUCCAGGAGAUGGACAGAGUCAAUCCUUGCGGGGUGGAUUCGCGUCUAAUCGUUAGAAUACCGAAGCAGUUCCUCUCUGACCACAGCAAGAUGAUCACCAAGAAGAAGAAGAAGGCUAAGGUUACUUCUUCCUCUUCUUGGUCCGGGGCUGAUCUUGAAACCAACAACGUGGAUUCGUGCUCUUCAGAGCAGCAUCCGGUUAGGAAGUGUAUGCACUGCGAGGUCACUAAGACCCCGCAGUGGAGGCUUGGGCCUAUGGGCCCAAAGACUCUUUGUAACGCGUGUGGCGUGCGUUACAAGUCAGGAAGGCUUUUCCCGGAGUACCGUCCAGCUAAUAGUCCAACAUUCACUCCAGCUCUUCACUCAAACUCACACAAGAAGGUGGCUGAAAUGAGAAGCAAGAGAUGCAGCUAUGGAAGCUACACAAACGAUGAGAAUGAUCUGCAAGAUCUGAUUCCGAACAAUGCCUACAUUGGCGUGGACUAA